GGGUGAUUUCACUAAAGGUCACUGGAGCGUGGAUCCGCACCCACGUGACCAAAAUUCUCCGGUGGAGGACACAUACGGGUCCCUGUACAUGUUAGUGGAUGGGAAAAGUCGCAUUUUCCCACCCGUUAAAAACAUAGAAAACGGCGAGGUUGAGAGCUGCAAUUUACUGUGCCAGUCGGGGUGACUGUGAGGCACAGCUACCUAGAUUUACAGGGAAAAAAAAAUAUUGCAAGUGAGGUAAAUUCAAGAGGGAACUGAAGGUGCCUAUCCACCGGAAGUCAGGAGCCGACAAUUGCCGAAGAUAUUUAAAGGUCCAAAAUAGCGGGAAAUAUCGCGUUUUCCCGCUGAAUUUCAUCAAAGACAAGCCUGCAGCAUGGAAUGAUGUCUACAAUCCUGGUUGGGCACCCACUGUGAGCAGGAUAGACAUUGCGCACUUUCAACAAGAAGAGAGUAUUAAAGCAGAUUUGGUUGCAGCUCAAGCAUCUAUAGCUCUGCAGAUGUUGAACUUUUAACCGGUGCUGCAAGUACACCGUCAACUUGACAUUUUUGGGAGGUUAUAGGGAGGUUUCACGAAGCCCAGGUCUCGACCGUGACCCGCACUGUUGCCACGCAACGGCAACUUGAUUACAUGCUCUUAAUUGCAGACACACGUUUAACAUGGAUUAUAGUGUAGCGGGGCCGUCUUCUGCCCCCGUAUCCGUCCAAUUGUCUCAGUAUUCCUCAAAUCUAUCAACUGAGGAGUACGAACGGUAUGUGCAAAAGAUAUCCUUGAUAGGUAUUGACCCGUAUUUAGUGCCUGAAGCCGAGAGAUCCCAUGAAAUCUCACAAUUGCCAGAUGUUAAUUCCAUGGACAUCAUGGCCUACCUCAUCACAACACCCAGUCCGUACACAUCUAAGAAUCUUAAAGCCUACAAAUCAUCUGAGGCUUACAAUCAGUUUGCAAAUGGCUGGUUACACGACACAAGUGUAUAUAUCCCUAAGGAUCAUCCAGACACACGAGUGGUGUGUGGAAAAGUAAGCUUUCCAUCAUUAUGCUAUUAAUUGUCUAUAUAAUUUAUCAGUUUUUAUUAAUAGUUUAUAUUUUACGUUUUUAUCACAGCCUUGAAUUGUAAUUUAUAUUAUCCUAAUUCUACAGGUCCUGCACUCGCAAGCUGUAGGGGUGACAUCUAAGACAUUGAUGCCGUGGGUUAUUGUGAGACAGAACCAGAUAUGUAGUGCCCACUGCGAUUGCAAGGCAGGUCUGGGUGAAGUUUGUACUCACAUUGCGACGCUUCUCUUUGGUAUUGACGCGGGAGUACGGAUUCGUGAGACUAAAACAGUCACCCAGGUCAAGGCUUAUUGGAUGGAGCCAACAAGAAAGCAGGUGAAAGCGGCGCCUGUCACCAAUGUUGACUUCUCUUCAGCAGCAAUGAAGAAAAAAUUGCUUGAUGCUGCCAUAGAUGGGACUGAGCCAAGACAGCAGCAAAAAGAUAGAGAUAAAGCCCCAUCAUUGCUAUCUCCUUCGUAUCGAGCAUCGGUGUAUCUGCAGGACAAAUUACUGAGUACACUUGUGUUACGCCUGUCACGGAUCGCUACAAAUGCGGCCAUAUUCAGCUCUGUGGAGCCUUAUGCAGCAACAUUUGUUCCUGCUGAGACCGUUGAAGCAUUUCCACCUAUUCUUACGGACCUAAUGGACAAAAACACAUUCACCCUGACGUUUGCUGAACUUCUAAAGAUAUGUGAAGCUGUUAAUUAUUCUGUUACAGAGGAGGGGGCAAAGAACGUGGAGGCGCACACUCGACAGCAAGCAAAAUCAGAAACCUGGUUUCGGUAUCGGGCCGGACGCAUUACAGCGUCAAAAAUGAAAAGUGUUUGCACCACAAAUGCAGGUUCCCCUGCAAUUAGUGUUGUCAAAUCGGUGUGUUACCCCCAUCUGUACAAAUUUAGCACUGAGGCUACAAGAUGGGGCUGUGAUCAGGAAAAGCGUGCAAGGCAAGCCUACGCGGCUCAUAUGCGCACUGAACACUCCGGUUUCAUGAUGAGAGACUCGGGUCUCAUUAUAAAUCCCAAGUACCCUCAUUUGGGUGCAACACCGGAUGGACUUGUCGAGUGUGCUGAGCAAUGUUGCGGGGCUGACCGCCUUGGUCUAUGUGAAAUAAAAUGUCCAUUCAGUAAGAAGGGCAGGUCUUUAAUGUCCGCUGCACAAGACAAGACAAUAAGUUGUUUGGGUGAUUUUUAUAUAACAAAUGAAUAA
This is a messenger RNA of Leucoraja erinaceus (little skate), 2233 nucleotides long. RefSeq lists its product as uncharacterized. The record is from RefSeq and is a predicted model, not a curated record. NCBI's taxonomy places the organism in Eukaryota, Metazoa, Chordata, Chondrichthyes, Rajiformes, Rajidae. Bases 1178 to 2233 code for a protein of 351 amino acids. The transcript has 2 exons.